AUGAAGAAAGGCGACAGGCUCAGCGACUUCUUCAAGGAGGCAGACACCCUUCCCUCGCCCAUCGAGAAGCAAGUCAAGCGGCGUACACGGAAGCAGCAGCAGCUAGCAACGUUUGAUCCAGACGUGCACGGCCUAGAGAGCGAUUCAAGCGGUGACGAUGAAGUCGCGUUUCUCUCCAACAUCACCUUCUCUCCCAUCAAGGCGCAAGCUACACGACCUGUCCAUCAAGGCACACCUGCAGUCAUGACAACUGCAACGCCAAAGCGAGACUAUGAAGUGAUUGUCGACUACGACUCUGAUGGAACAGGCUUCGCCUUUUCACCUGUCAAGUUCACGCCAGCACCCAUCAAGCGACGCGUCAACACACCAGCGCCUGCUGCCUCUCGUGGAGCAGUCAUUUGGGACUCUGCUCAGCGUCGUGUCGUUGCUCGAGACGCGUCCAUCGUGACACACACGCGUGAUGCGUCGCAACGGGUCGAUGCGGCAGACCCGUACUCGCCGCAAGCUGUUGCUUUGUCUACACACUUGGGCUUGUCACCAGAUACAACGUCGUCUUCUGCGACGACAACGCCUGAGCAAGGUAUGCAUCGUGCCAUCUACGCACGUCCACGAGGGCCGCAUCUAGCAAGCUUUGGCAAGAGACAGCAAUCGAACCGCCUGGUGUCCAUCACGCAACACGCACCGCAUGUCCGCUUCACGCGCUCUAUUUCUGGCCAACGGCCUGCCGUCUCACUCGAAACGCUCCCCAUUCCUGCGGCUUGUAUACCGAAACCGCCUACCUUACGACCACGCACACAGAAGCAAGUCCUCAAGAUCCCACUGACACAACCACGCUCUCCAAGAUUCGCACUCGAUGCACUGAAAGCAAGUCGUGAACGUGCUGCGCUCGAUGCAGCAAAACAACAAUCCCUGCAAGCACUCGCUGUCGCUGCGAAUACCUAUGCGAGCCAUGUGCUCGAUGACAUGUCACCCACAAACACCGCGACGCCACGCGUGAAGAGCACGAAACGCCGUCGUUGUAGCGUGGUCAGUCAGGAAGAACAAGGUCGUCCAUCACGCGAGCAGACUCGCAACAAGCGCAUCAAGCGUGAGUCUAGACAAGCUGUUGCUGAUGUUGCUGCAGCAGAAGAAGAAACAUCCCAUGCACGGCAAACACAAUUCCGUGCUUCUAUGCCACUUGGCAAGUUGAUGCAGCCGAUCAUGCUCCUGUCACCCGCUGCAAGAAUCGGCAAUCAAAGGCAUAUUCAGGGGCUAUCGGAGUGCCGCAUGGCAGACCUGGAAAACUCACUACCACACCAGCACACAGCCAAGGCCUCCCACCAAGCACCACAGGUCGACUUCUUCUCAACCGGCUCUGCACACACAACACCCAGCAGCAGUCCGAGUGUCCUGCCUACGACCAAGUCCAAUGCUCCCAGCCUACCCUUACUCUCUUCCUCAUGCGAGCGAUUUCUACUGAGUAGGCCGGCAGAGUCAGCGGCAGCGGCAACGGCUCCGGCGCGUCGCCCUUCCUUCCCACCGUCCAUGUCUGGCGAGAAUACAAGUGUCUGGCGACACCGUAACCUGCUCUACUACACCGCAUGA
Messenger RNA from Protomyces lactucae-debilis, 1584 nucleotides. RefSeq lists its product as uncharacterized. NCBI's taxonomy places the organism in Eukaryota, Fungi, Ascomycota, Taphrinomycetes, Taphrinales, Protomycetaceae. Bases 1 to 1584 code for a protein of 527 amino acids. The record is from RefSeq and is a predicted model, not a curated record. The transcript has 2 exons.